Molecule: messenger RNA, 5431 nt
Organism: Pseudomyrmex gracilis
Lineage: Eukaryota; Metazoa; Arthropoda; Insecta; Hymenoptera; Formicidae
Product: hippocampus abundant transcript 1 protein
Exons: 7
Coding region: 1713-3323 (536 amino acids)
Biological process (GO): transmembrane transport
Cellular component (GO): membrane
Molecular function (GO): transmembrane transporter activity
Source: RefSeq, a predicted model, not a curated record
GGGGGGAGUGGUGGUGGUGGUCUCACAGUAGGAGAGCAGUUGCAAUGCGGAGGUUUGAUUUCUUGCGCGUGAAUUGUCAAACGACACGAGCGUGCGAGGAGUUGACAGCGCGUCGACGUGUCUCGGCCGGAGGUAUGUGAUCGUCGGUGAUAUCGUUCGACAGCCGCCGACGCACGGCUGCGAUCCUGAGAAAGAUACGAGCGAGAGAGAAGAGAGGAGACACGCGUGAAAGACGAGCGAGGGGAAGAAGAACAACUCCGUCCGCGGUCACGGAGCCGCCGAUCGUUUCGGAAACGAAGUCAGCCUUCGAAUGUACCUGCGGAUGUCGAAGAUCGCGCGUGCAAAAACCCCGCGGACGUGAGACGCUCCAUCGUAAACCCUCUUUCGUUUUCGCGGAGUCCUGUGUGACGUCACGAACGCGGCUGUGCGCGACCGAGUCAAGGCCGUGCGAACUUCGCUCGUCGAUGGACUUGGAAGAGGAGCGAUCAGCCGAUGUCGCUCGAUUGUUUGAACGCGCAAUUUUUUCCCUCAUCAUGAGAUGGAAUUCGUCACAAGAAGAAAAAACGUACGUUCGCGCGCAGAAAGGACGUGAACGCCAGUCCGCUCCGUUUUUCUGAGCUCCAGUUCCUGAACAAUGUAGCCAGUCGUGAAGCUAAACUCGCUCGUCUAAACCCGCGGAUCUCGUGACUUGCCAAGAAAAAUCACUCGAUGACGUACUCCGGAUCUGGCACUAAAAAUGUGAAACGAUGAAAAGAACAUUAAUUCUGACAUAUAAUUAGAUGAUCACCAAAUCGCGUCUGUAUAUCUAUACGUAACACUGAAAAAAUAUAUAUGUAUAUGUUGAGAGCACAGAUUUGAGGGAAGAAAUGCAACAGAGAGAAAGAGGAAUAUAUCACAGCAUGAGUUUCGCACUGCCACACUGAAGUUCAAACACAUUGACAAUUUGAUUCCCAGGAAGUUUAAAAAUCAUGACAUAAUCCUCUCAUAAGUGUAAUUAAGAAUUUAAAAGAGAAAAAGAAGCACAUGACGUGAGCAGAGUGAUCUUAUAUUGCACGGUACUUAAACGAUUAUAAUUGAUAGUUCUUAUUGAGAAACUCGCGGUGAAACGGGAAUAUCUAUCAUCGGGUGUACAUAGAAGAGAGAUUACAAAACAAAAAAAAAAAACCUGACGAGCUUUAUUGAAGUGUCACAAAUCUUUAAAAGAGUUUUUUUUUUAAACAAAGAGACAUUAUUGAUUUCAAUAUGUGCAAAACGCAAACAGAGUAUAGCAAAGACAAAUACGUAGCUUUAUUAUAAUUAUUGCCAUUAUUUCUUACCACACGUACAUAUAAAAUGUCGCAAAGAUAAUGUGAUGAAAAUGAUGUAAAAAAAAAGAAAUUAUUUACAAAAGAAAACAAGGUGCAUAAUAUAUUAGAUUUAGAUUACGGUGCGACAUAUAUAUAUUCUGUGUAUUUCGGAGAUCGCUUUCGUAGAAGCUAUGAGAAGCGAUUGCAUGAACUCGGUGAUUGCAGCAACAAAUCUGAGAAUAUCGAGGGAUAAACUGAAAUCCGAAAUAUUUAACCCGGAGUCGCGGAUACGGUGCGCUAACAUGAACAAAGGAGGCUUAUCUAUCGCUUUUUGCAAUGCGUGCGCGCGAGCAAAAUGAUGACAGAGGCGCCCAGUUAAAAUGUGAAUAUGAAAAAAAACAUACGCAGUAACAUUUCUUAGGGGUCAUGCCCCCCGGGGCAAGUGGCGGAACAGAGGGCCUGGGCCCGUCCUGUUCUGAGAUACACAACACUCAAGAUCACGCUGUAGCUAAGCUCACACCUCCUCUCACAUUCGCCCAGCAAUGCUACAGACAUCUCAAGAGUUCCGGUAUCGGCGAGGCGAGCGUGUACCACGCGCUGGUUGUAAUAUUUUUGGAAUUCUUUGCAUGGGGGUUGUUAACCAUGCCCAUUAUCUCAGUACUAAACGAAACAUUUCCGGAUCACACGUUUCUAAUGAAUGGCUUGAUAAUGGGCAUCAAAGGAAUCCUAUCUUUUCUCUCCGCGCCACUGAUUGGCGCCCUCUCCGACGUGUGGGGUCGAAAAUUCUUUCUACUCAUCACAGUGGCCUUCACGUGUGCGCCGAUACCUUUAAUGAGCAUCAACACAUGGUGGUUCUUCGCCAUGAUUUCCAUCAGUGGCGUAUUCGCAUGCACGUUCUCCGUGGUGUUUGCAUACGUCGCAGAUGUGACGGAAGAAAAUCAAAGAUCACUAGCGUACGGCUUGGUGUCAGCAACUUUUGCCGCAAGUAUGGUAAUAAGUCCCGCUUUAGGGGCUUAUACCAUGACAACAUAUGGUGAAAAUCUUGCCGUAGCUUUAGCAACUGCAAUUGCAGUACUGGAUGUGUUUUUUAUAUUAGUGGCUGUACCUGAAAGUUUGCCUGAGAAAGCACGUCCACCAGCACCUAUAUCGUGGGAGCAAGCAGAUCCAUUUGCAGCUCUGGGAAAGGUUGGAAAAGAUCAUACUAUUUUAAUGCUGUGUGUCACUGUGUUCCUGAGCUACCUACCCGAAGCCGGACAGUAUAGUUGUAUAUUUGUUUAUUUAAAACUGGCUAUGGGCUUUUCCGGCUUCAUGGUGGCUAUAUUUAUCGCCGUGGUGGGCAUCCUGAGCGUCGGUGCCCAGAUUAUAUUAGGUCCCUUGAUGAGAACACUUGGUAGCAAGCAUACCAUAAUGCUUGGUCUGUUGUUCGAAAUGUUACAACUCAUGUGGUACGGAUUCGGCUCACAAACAUGGAUGAUGUGGGCUGCUGGAGUGCUUGCUUCUGUAUCAAGCAUCACAUAUCCCGCAAUUUCUGCAUUCGUAUCCAUGCAUUCUGACGCCGAUAAGCAAGGGUUAGUACAAGGUAUGGUAACUGGAAUGCGUGGUCUCUGCAAUGGACUUGGCCCUGCCAUGUUCGGUGUCAUAUUCUAUCUUUUUCACGUUGAUCUUAACGACGAAACGCCAAAUCUCCCUCUAAAAUCGUCAUUCGUGGACGAGAACAACAGAACGGGAACUAGUACGCAUCUUGAUAUAAUGCCCCAGGUACAUACAUUAUACUUACAGCUCGUGCCAGGGCCGCCGUUUGUAUUUGGCGCAUUACUCGUAAUCUGUGCGCUAUUAGUAGCCGCGUUUAUUCCCGAAUCAAAUACGAUGUCAACAGGAUCGUUGCAUCAUCCAUCCACUUCCCGGAGGCCCUCCGGUAAAUACGCAUAUCAGAAAUGUUUGUCCUUGGAUGUACAAUACGAGGCAGAUCGAAGUGGCAGGGGAAAGAUCGGUCCGCUGUCACCACUAGUCGACAAUUGCAAUUCCGCCGCGCUAUAGUGUCUAUUGAUAAAAAAGUAAGGCAAGCCAUAGCAUACGCAACAAAAAGACGAGAACGUUAUUAAAUAAGCGACAUGUAACUCCACGUUUAAUCGGGGUGGGGAGAGAGGGAGAGAAAAUGUCGCUAUGAUGUGCACCUGACUUGGCUCUAGACUGUAAUAGAGUUGUCUAUACUGUAUUAUACUAUUUGUUUAAGACAGUAACUGAAGCUUGGUUUUAGGAUUAUCGAUGGAAGAAAACUUAAUGUUUAGGUUGUGACAAAUUUUCCGCAAGCGGCGCUUGUGCGAUAAAUACAUGGGUUGAUCUCAAACUUGAGUAUAAUAUCGUACGACAGGCAUGUUACGUUACGUUACGAAAGGCGAAAACAUUAUUAAAAAAAAAGAAAAAAAAUUAGUUCUUCCUUUUCGAGAUUCUCGCGCCAAUCGCUAAAAUCAGAUGAUAAUUUUUUUGCGAAAUGAUCAGUGACUCCUAAUUUGUAUGCAGCUUGCCGACGGCACAAAACGGCACACCACCAAUGGAAAUUCGUAAUCAGUAUUUUUAUUAGAUUUGUAAAAUUAUUUGUUCGAUGAAAAUAUUUACUUUGAUGUCGUAUCCUUUUUCUCUUUGUAUUCCUGAUAAUAUUUUGUUAUACCUCGUCUCACACAUACACAUACACGUGUCAAGUGCUAAUGUAAAUCGCAACAUAUUUUUGCAUCUCCAUAUACCUAUACAUUCGUAAACACUAGAAAUAGCUUUUACACAUUCCUUAUAAGCAUAAUAUUUGCACACAAAAAACUACAAUACAAUUGAAAAAGAUAAAAACUGUACUUUCCUUUUUGUAUAGAAAGAUGAUAUAGCAAUAUUAUUUAUCUUGUACAAUCAUCUGACACAUAAUUUACCGAAUAUUUAUAUAUACAUAUAUAUCAUGCGACUUUUAUGUGUCUUCUGUUUUGCACAAAUUAUUUAUUUUAAUUAAAUAGAAAUUACGAACGUACCGAGAGGGCCUCAACACGUUUAAGAAGCAGGAAUAUAGUUUGUCCUUCAAAAGCAGUGGUAGCCAUCAACGAUGAUCAAUGAAAAUUGUAUCGUUAUAAACCAGUAUCGUUAAUUGAAUGAUCGAUAGUACUUUUAAAUUGUGUGUUAAUCGGAGUCAUUGAUGUUAAAAAAACAAAAAAAAAAAAAAGAAAACCAGUUCUAUAAUAGAAUGUAGGGCCUUACAUACGUGUAUAUUUUGCCUCUAUUUUUACAAAACAAAAAAUAUCAACACCUUUGAUGAGGGAAAACCUAUUAUUUUUUGCAGUGGCAUUGGUUUUAAUACAUGUGAUUAAAAAUUGUGAAUUUAUACAUAAUUUUUAAUCUGUAUUAUUAUUAACAAUAGUACGUAUUAUAUAUAAAAAAGAAUUAAAUUGUUUAAAACACUAAACACGUAGAAGGAAAAAGAAAAGAAACAGUAACUUUACUUACCAUACUGAUCUUAAAGCCAUUAAGCUCUUAUGAAAUCAAUUAGUCCUUGUAUUUAAAAAAAAACCAAAGAGUGAUUAAUAACAGACACAAAUUAGUUGAAACAUAACAAUAAAUCCUAGACAUUUUCUCUAUAGGAGCUUGCGUAUGAAUGCUUUAGAAUAUUACCGAGUUUUAUAUUUGAUGGUGAUUUUUUUUUUUUUUUUUUCUAUACACUUUUGUUACCUCCCUGAACAGCUCAAAAACAACGGUUAUUUGAUGGAUAUUUACCGAAUAAUAUUCAUACGAUUUUUGUGUGAACACAAGUGUGAUAAAUAUGUAUUUUAUACAUGUUUAUAUACAUAUACAUAUAUAAUUUUAAUUCCUCCUUUGUACAUCUGUUUAGAAAUAAUCUGUUAGGAAACAAAUUUUGAAGUAGAGUCGUGAAGAUUUCAGUCGAUACGGUAAAAAAGUACGUGGCUUCUGUGUGAUCUUUGUGAAAUAUAUCAAAAUUUAUGCGUUUUUUCUAGAAUCUUAGGUAUAUAUCAGUAAUUACCGAAAUAGAAAUCGUGAACAGGCGUAAACAAUGCAACUGCAGAGUUUUAUAGUUUCAGUUGGUAUUUCCUUAGAAUUACAAAGUCGCUCUUAUACAGUGGAAUAUAAAUAUACAUGAUUGUAUUAUACAAAAA